Durio zibethinus is the source of this 805-nucleotide messenger RNA. RefSeq lists its product as uncharacterized. Lineage: Eukaryota; Viridiplantae; Streptophyta; Magnoliopsida; Malvales; Malvaceae. Gene Ontology annotation, cellular component: cytochrome b6f complex. The record is from RefSeq and is a predicted model, not a curated record.
CCAACUUAACACAACUUCAAUUCUACUAACUCCAAUGGCCUAGUAGCCUAGCUCAGUAGCCCAAUAUCAGCUUGGUGGCCACGGUUUGUCAUUUGGAAGACUAUGGGUUGGGCUGAUAUAUCUUACUCACAAGCCCGUAUUUCUAUGGUUUAAAAUUAGUGGCCAGUCUUGGUUGACGUCCUAUACAUCUCAAAUUUCUUCUGGCCAGCAUUUAAAGCUGCAUAAUCUCUUCUCGGAAGACUAUAUGCCCAUCUUAUCUGCUUGCCAACCGUCCACUCUUACAUCGUCUGUCACCCAUACAAAUUAAGGCCAUUUUCAUUCUCCUCAUCAUUUGGUUCAUAAGUUUUAAACCUUCCCUUCUUUGUAUAGCAAUAUAGCAAUGGCAACAGCCUCAGCUACAUUCUCUCCACCCACAUUGGUUGCUGCCACUGUUGGCAAUCGCAGGAGGAGAACUAGCGUUAAGGUAAAUUACAUUACAGGAUUGAGUUCUUUUAGUGGGCUAAAAGCUCAUAACAAUGUGGUCUCACUAGGCCAACCAGUGUGCAUUGAACAAGCUUUUGCAAAUGUUGUGAGCUCACUCAAAACUCCAUCAAAGGGGAAAGGUAGGGGUGGUGGUGCCCUCUCUUCAACCUGUAGUGCAGUUGGUGAAAUAUUCAGGAUUGCAGCAAUCAUGAAUGGCCUUGUUCUCAUUGGAGUUGCUGUGGGAUUUGUUCUUCUUCGUAUCGAAGCAUCUCUGGAAGAGGCUGAGUGAGGAUUUAAGAAACUUUAGUUGCUUCAUAUAUAUAUUUCUACUUUUUCUUUGGCA